GAAAGCAUUUAUCUAUCGGAGCCUUAUCAAAGGUUUAGUUGCUUCGUCACUGCUAGAUCAGAAAAUAAUUGACGUAUAUAUACAUUACUUUGGCGUUUAGCUACAGCAUUCGUAUCAGACCGAGUAAUCGACUAAGUGCAUGUGAUGAUUGUGAAAGCAUUUACAUUUAUAAUUCUCGUGUCGUACGCAAUUGGCGAAUUGUGUGUGAACUACGACUUUGAGAAAGGCUUCUACGAAUUGUUUAGCGGUGAUGGCGUUUGUGAUACUUUCCCGGUCUGGUUUGUCGGUAAAUAUGAGGACUUAAAUAUUAUAGGACAGAACGGUAGUACAACUUUUAUCACCCCUAGUUCUCAAUGGGCUGCUAGUUGUGCGUCAUCAUUUGUUUUUCCAAUAAAAUCCGGAGGUCUUAUCGAAGUGGACAUUUAUAUGGAGCGGUCUGAUAUCAAUGAUCAGAUUGGGGUCUUUGUCAGUCAAAUGCUACCUAGUGGUGAAUCCGUGGUUAGAGCAAAAGUGGGAAGUGAGGUUUCCGGAUACUCCGCGAAUGGAUGGCAAACUCUGAAACUCACCUUACCUGGCACAGAUGCUUAUGAUGGAUUUAUAUCCAUAGUAGGAAAAGCAGCUGAGGAAUCCAUCGUACUUGUAGACGCUUUCCGAUACACACCACCUAACGUAGACGACAAUUACUGUCAAGAUCCGAAGAACGUCUUAACUCCUUUGAACAACGUAAACACGGAUAGUAUCUCGCGUAAAAAGACCACGCGGACUACUCGAAGGACAACUCGAAGGACAACCCGAAGGACCACAACUACCAAAAGGACCACAAUAAAAUCUCCAACGACGACAACGAAUGAAACGACCACAUAUACAACAACCCGGGCCCCGAACUAUAAUAUAACUUCAACAAUAUCUAGUACAUUACCUACAAUUACUGGCCGGCCCCCUGUCAUUAAUACUGAUAGACCCUACUCAAGUGCAUCCAGCUUGGCUCCAAUUAUUUCAAUAAUUUUACCUCUUACCAUGCUAUCGGCUUUACACCAACUACCCAGCUGACGCCCGGAUACUGAAAAGCUACUUAAUUUUAGCCUACAGGUAAUAUGAAUUAUAUUGGGUGGCAUUUUGAACGAGGGACAUAUUCAAGGAUCCGAUUCUGGUGCUCAAAUAAAACAACUUUUUCCAUAAGAUCAAUAUCAUCAUCAUCCUGAUUCUGUCCACUGCUGGACAUAGGCCUCCCCAAUUGCACGCCACUGUGCUCGAUGUUCAGCUCUUCUCAUCCAACCACUGCCGGCCACCCUGCGGAUAACGUCAGACCAAUAUAAUAAUUUUUGUCUGCACGGUUAGCGCGGUGGCUGGGCAACUGGCUGCCACGCAACAUGUCGCGGGUUCGAUUACCGCACGGAACAACUGUUUGUGUGAUCCAUAGAUUUUUGUUCCGGGUCUGGGUGUGAUGUGUAUGUGAAAUUGUAUGUUUGUAAACGCACCCAUGACACAGGAGAAAAUCCUAGUGUGGGGCUAUAAAAAAAAAUAAGGAAAUCUAAAAAAAAUUGUUACUUCUCCAUGCAAAAUGAUCGAUCAGCUGUUGCGAUUUGAAUGGGGAAAUAAAUUUAUUUUUGAGAUUUCGAUAUUGGUCCUAUGGAAAAAGUUGUUGUAAUUGAACACAAAUCUCCUGAAUA
Molecule: messenger RNA, 1670 nt
Organism: Spodoptera exigua (beet armyworm)
Lineage: Eukaryota; Metazoa; Arthropoda; Insecta; Lepidoptera; Noctuidae
Source: the annotation of a GenBank genome assembly